AUGAUUAUUUUAAACGACAAAAAUUCUGAUAAUUCAUUUAAAAAUAAUUCAAAUAUUGGACAACGUUUAAAUGUUGAUUUAUCUGAACGAACAUUUUGUGCUAAAUAUUUGACUAGUGAAAAGUUAUUUCCUUUCCAAAUGUCCGAUUCACAAUUUCGACGUUAUUUUCUUCUUCAAUUUUUAAUUAUUAGCAAUUAUUUGGCUUCUAGAACGAGACCAAAAGAGUUUGGAAUUUUAGCUCUAGAAUUGAAUUCAACUCAAGAAGAAACUUUACAAGGUUUAAUGGAUAAAUGUUACAAUCUUUUGAGGGAGACUUAUCCAAAUGGAUCUCGUUUUGCUUCUUCUGUUAAGAAAUUAUUACUUCGAGAAAAGCAAUGGUGUUCUUGGAAAGCUGAUGGUUUUCCAGAUUUAUUUAAUAACAGCAACAUACAAUCUUCCUCCUCUUGUGAUGAUAUUAAAUUUGAAAGAAAACAAAUUUCUACACGUUAUGUCGCUAAUUCUAUUGAUCUUGGAAAUUCAGAAUUAACACGUUUAUGGACAAUAGAAAAGGAUAAUUUAACUGCUUGCAAAAAUGUUAAACGUAAUUGUAUUCCAAAUUUGAAAAGUUUUUUGGAAGAAGCAUUGGAUGAAUUGGAUCCAGAACAACAAGUAGAAGAAAAAUAUCAAUCUGUAAAUGAUGAACAUUAUCAAUGGAUGGCUAGUAGAUUUUUAUUAAUGAAUAGUGAUCAACAUAUAGUUUGUUGUUUUUAA
Molecule: messenger RNA, 750 nt
Organism: Meloidogyne enterolobii
Lineage: Eukaryota; Metazoa; Nematoda; Chromadorea; Rhabditida; Meloidogynidae
Source: the annotation of a GenBank genome assembly